This is a messenger RNA of Mus caroli (Ryukyu mouse), 4638 nucleotides long. It is a transcript of the gene Tnfrsf19, whose product is annotated as TNF receptor superfamily member 19. The record is from RefSeq and is a predicted model, not a curated record. Gene Ontology annotation, molecular function: protein binding; signaling receptor activity. Gene Ontology annotation, biological process: positive regulation of JNK cascade; positive regulation of canonical NF-kappaB signal transduction. Lineage: Eukaryota; Metazoa; Chordata; Mammalia; Rodentia; Muridae. Gene Ontology annotation, cellular component: plasma membrane.
CGGAGAAACGGCCUAAUUAAACACUGCUGUGCCGCUCUGCUGCGUUUUGGACGCCCUGCUCUGUCUGGUAGGGACUUCGUGCUUUUUGUCACAGGCAGCAGCUUGAUGCUGUCUACUGGAACCUGCAACAAUCCGGGACCUUUCAGGCCCGGAGCACAGAGGCCCGGAGCAGUCCCGGUGUGUCCCUUCCAGCCAAGAGACACUCUGCAGGGCUGUCGCGGGCGAGGCACAGACCAACGCGACCAGAAAUCAGGCUGACUGGCUUCUCCCGGCCAGCCCCACGGCACGGCAUGAUGUCAUGGGAGCUGCCACUCAGGGAGAUGAAAGGGAUGCGGCGCAGCAGCGCUGGCACUAGGCAGCUCAGCUGGGGCACCGCGCGAGAGAGCUGCAGAUCCAGCCGCUCAGCCCAGGCCGGGGAAGCCUGCUCUCCAGAGCUGGGGCAGAACAACGUGGCCCACGUUUAACAAAAGAACCAGACGGUAGCGAACUUUCUAGAUCUGCGCGCGUAGCAAGUAAACUCAGCUUUGCCUUUGAUGCGCAGCAACUGAUCGGCGAUCAGAUUACAGGCACUCCAUCUCCUAGUUCGCCUGCCUUUGAUCUGCGCGGGUAAUCCAUUUUCCUGGAUUUGAAGUUUGUCUGGGCUUGCGCCCACACACAUUUUUGGGAAGGUAAAAACGUUUGGCGCGGAAGUGCUACCAAGCUGAGGAAAGCGUGAGUCUGGAGCACAGCACUGGCGAGUAGCAGGAAUAAACGAGUUUGGUGAGAGCCAUGGCACUCAAGGUCCUACCUGUACACAGGACGGUGCUCUUCGCUGCCAUUCUCCUCCUACUCCACUUGGCAUGUAAAGUGAGUUGCGAAACUGGAGAUUGCAGGCAGCAAGAAUUCAAAGAUCGAUCUGGAAACUGUGUCCUCUGCAAACAGUGCGGACCUGGCAUGGAGUUGUCCAAGGAAUGUGGCUUCGGCUAUGGGGAGGAUGCACAGUGUGUGCCCUGCAGACCGCACCGGUUCAAGGAAGACUGGGGUUUCCAGAAGUGUAAGCCGUGUGCGGACUGUGCGCUGGUGAACCGCUUUCAGAGGGCCAACUGCUCACACACCAGUGAUGCUGUCUGCGGGGACUGCCUGCCAGGAUUUUACCGGAAGACCAAACUGGUUGGUUUUCAAGACAUGGAGUGUGUACCCUGUGGAGACCCACCUCCUCCCUACGAACCACACUGUACCAGCAAGGUGAACCUUGUGAAGAUCUCCUCCACCGUCUCCAGUCCUCGGGACACGGCGCUGGCUGCUGUCAUCUGCAGUGCUCUGGCCACGGUGCUGCUCGCCCUGCUCAUCCUGUGUGUCAUCUACUGCAAGAGGCAGUUCAUGGAGAAGAAACCCAGCUGGUCUCUGCGGUCACAGGACAUUCAGUACAAUGGCUCUGAGCUAUCAUGCUUUGACCAGCCUCGGCUCCGCCACUGUGCCCAUAGAGCAUGCUGUCAGUAUCACCGGGACUCAGCCCCAAUAUAUGGGCCUGUUCACCUGAUUCCGUCCUUGUGCUGUGAAGAGGCCCGCAGCUCUGCCCGAGCUGUGCUUGGCUGUGGGCUGCGUUCUCCCACUACCCUCCAGGAGAGAAACCCGGCUUCUGUGGGGGACACGAUGCCAGCCUUCUUCGGGUCUGUUUCCCGUUCCAUCUGCGCGGAGUUUUCUGAUGCCUGGCCUCUGAUGCAGAAUCCUCUGGGUGGUGACAGCUCUCUCUGUGACUCUUAUCCUGAACUCACUGGAGAAGAUAUCAAUUCCCUCAAUCCCGAAAACGAAAGCGCAGCAUCUCUGGAUUCCAGUGGUGGCCAGGAUCUGGCUGCUCUAGAAUCUUCUGGGAAUGUUUCAGAAUCUACUGACUCACCUAGACAUGGUGAUACUGGUACAGUCUGGGAGCAGACGCUAGCUCAGGAUGCUCAAAGGACUCCAAGCCAAGGAGGCUGGGAAGGCAGGGAAAACCUGAAUCUAGCCAUGCCCACAGCCUUCCAGGAUGCCUGAAGGCCAUCUUCCUGACGUGGAGGUGUGGGUCUGGACACGCCUUUGGUGAGGCCUACAGACUGAGCAGUCUUGACCUUCUAUGGUGUCUGGAGGCAAAAAUAAAUCUGAACCAAACUGGCAACAUUUCCAUCCUUUCAGCCACUAGCUUCUGAGCCAGACCAGCUGUAAGCUGAAACCCCAGCAAGAAGCAAGGAGAGACUGUAGGCGGCCUUGGGACCUGUGCUUCUUCCCUAAACGAGAACCUUAGCUGGGGCCAAUUUGAAGGACCCAUGGGUGGAAUGUGCUGCCUGUGAGCUUGUGGGCACGGCAGGACCCAGCCUGGCUCCUUCUUACGUCCACGGUGAAUGUGGUUUCACAAGAUCCAGAGUAUAAACUUUCAUAGACAUUCUCAUUUAGAAAUAAUCCAUUACCCUGUGAAAAAGCCUUAGCAGAUUCCUUUCUUAGAUUUUAGGCAGAGCUCUGGCGGUUUCUGUUGAAGAAAGGCACUUUCUAAUCAGCAGAAUGCUAUACUUCAGUGGUUUGAAGGGGCUUCGUAGCCCUGCCUGAGUUGUACUUUGAUGAAGUCGACUGGCCUAUCUGUUAUGAACAGUUCUUCUGGCCUCUUCCCCACAAAUGUACAACAGCACUGACUGGAGAGGAGGCCUAAGUUAUUGAAAGUGGCUGUGAAUGUGGUUAGGAAUGUAGCAGGUUGGGGGGAGGGGAGAGAGAAAAGGAGAGGGCAAUGCUUUCAAGUUAAGACCACCUACUAUGCAUAUCCUGAAGCCUGGCUGUGAAUGGUAGGACUGGUGACUGUGGAUGCGUGUGUUGGUGUUGCCCUGUGCUGAACUUCCAAGGCCCAGAUUUCUUAUAUAGAAAGGAGAUAUUUGAGUCUAGUAAUCUGUGGUCGACACCCGAGCUUGUACAAAAGGCUUCAGCACGCCAAGGUCACUUCUGAAGAGUCCUUCAGUGAGAACACAAUGCUCAUUAGACCCAGACAUGGAAGAGCAUGGUUGGCCCAGUUUGGGAGAAUAGAAUGCCUGUGCCAUCUAGUCUAACCAAGGCUUUGUAAUACGGCAUUCUGAUGUAGGGGUGCUGUGUAAGGUAUCCCCUCUUCUUCCGUGACAGCAUUUACCUUCCAGAACAAUCUCUAAAGCUAAAGAAAACCUGGGGCUCAUUUUCUCUUCAUCCUUCGCCCUAUGGCUUCACUGAGCAGAAUAUCCUUGGUUUCCAGUUUGAAGUUACUUGAGCAGAUCCGACCUCAGCCUUUCAACCCUCUGCUAGUGCUCUGUUCCAUGCGCACUUUAAAAGGAGCCCAAUCUGUGAGCAUCAGUGUGAGAGGAUUCACCAGCAUAUUUGUUCUGAGGCUGCCCUGGUUAAAUCGGGCUCUUAACGCACACUGAAACCAAACAUCAAGAUGCUACCUUCCUAGACUUGUUUUAAUCUUCUGCUUACCCACAGUGUUUUCUCAUUAUAAGACAUGAGUAGAUUUAAUGAGCCCUCUUCCUGCAGCUUCUCUCUAUUCCUAAUUAUAGCUUUUUGAUGUGUGUCUUCUGGCUUGUCCAUAUCUAUUGCUUCUCAUGCCGUCUGUUCCUUUACCAGAUGUAGGAAGAACACUGCCAUACAGCAUCCCGUAGUAGCCCACAUCUGCUUUUAUGUUCCCAUGGUGCCCAGUCAUAACCUAUUGGCAUUUUGUUUGUAUGUCCCCAACCACUAUUAUGAGAACUGACUUUAGGGAAGUCGUAAAGUAUUUAGGAUGUAAGCAACAGACAUCCAUGAGGAUGCAAGCUGAGCUCCCCUGAGUGGCCUCCUCCUCGUGCACAUGUGUGUGUCAUUGCUUGCAACCCAAUCAUCUCUGUUAUGACAGGGAUGAUCAAAGCCAGCGGGGUUGUGUUCCUUUGUGUAACCUGAAGAUAUUUUCCACAUGCCGAGCCCUGAUGGACUUCAAAGACAGACACAGCUGGGGAAAGCCAGUCUGAUGGAAGGAGACUCUAGCCCCCAAAUCCUGAAACAUCACUUUUAAUCAGAAGAGAAAUCCUGGGGGUUAAAAAUUGAUUUCAUUUGAUACUGCAUUUGGAAGAUCCUGGAUUAUCAUCAAAAAGGAGACAUCCUCCCACCAGACACUCUAGAAACAUGUAAUGGUGUUUUACAGUUCACAUUCUUUGGAAACAAGAGGGAAAAUCUACAACCUGCACGUCACAUUAUUGGAACAUCUUACAAGGUUGUUUACAUAGGAGCUGGCAUUCUGAUAUCAGACACUGGUAUAGAGAGGCAUCUAGGCAUAGGGGGCACCAGUGCCACCUUUCCUGUGGCAGAAGCCAGGGCAAGAUGGAGGAAACAAGGACUUUUGAAUCAGUCAGGCCAAGUCAUGUGUUUUCUAUUUUGAAUAUAUGGAAUAUAUUUUGAAUCGCAGGAUUUUCGACUCUAAAGAGUACUGCUGUCUGUGUUAGAAGAAAAAGAACAGAAAAGUAAAGAGACACAAUCAUGGCUCUUAAGAUAGUUUGUUUCAGCUUAGAUUCUAUCACAACUGUUUUACAUACUGAAUUUAUUAUCAAUUGUAAGUUAUCGCUUUCCAAUACAAACCUUUUUUUAGUGCUUUUUAAAAAUUGUGAAUAAAAUUGAUACUUGUUAUUCUUAGUUACGUGUCAGGUC